Molecule: messenger RNA, 3252 nt
Organism: Scatophagus argus
Lineage: Eukaryota; Metazoa; Chordata; Actinopteri; Scatophagidae
Gene: aste1a
Product: asteroid homolog 1a
Exons: 7
Coding region: 280-2313 (677 amino acids)
Molecular function (GO): nuclease activity
Source: RefSeq, a predicted model, not a curated record
CUCAUUUCUAAAGGAGAGGAAGAAAACUGAUGAACACUCAGUCUUGACAAACGUUUUCAGGAGAGUCAACAUAAGGCCUGUGACUUAGGCCUGCCAGGUAAAACUUGUGGUGAACUCAAGGUGAUGAGAUGGAGCAGGCUGCUGGGCCCGACGGAGAUUCAGCCGGACAGCGCUGCGGUGACGACGUGCUGAUGUCGGGAAACGAAACUUACGGAAAGCGAAACACGGAGGGUAUAAGAAGGGCGGCGAUGCGGCUUCCUCAGCACACUCAGACCCAGGAUGGGCGUCCAGGGUUUGAUGACCUUCGUGGAGACCCACCAGCGGAUCUACCGGGACGUCCGCUUCAGGAGCAGCCGGCUGGUGGUCGACGGCUGCAACCUGCUCUACCUGCUCUACUUCGACUCAGGUCUGGACCAGAAUCACGGCGGGGAGUAUGCUGCAUUUGAGGACUUGAUUGAGAAGUUCAUCUCAGUUCUCAGAGACUGCAGCGUCUCCCCGUACGUGGUGCUGGAUGGGGGCUCAGAUCACACCGACAAGAAGCUCGACACGGUGACUCUAAGAGCUAAGGAUCGGAUCCAGAGAGCCCAUCGAGCGGCGGUGGGCGGCAGGCAGGAGAAAAUCCUACCACAGCUGGUCAAGAUGGUGUUCAAGCAGACGCUGGCCCGUCUGGGGGUCCCGUUGGCUCAGUGCUAUGCAGAGGCCGACCAACAGAUUGCCGCUCUGGCCAAUGAGUGGAAGUGUCCGGUGCUUUCCAACGACAGCGACUUCUAUAUCUUCGAGCUCUCGGCCGGCCUGCUGCCCCUCUCUCAUUUCCAGUGGAAAGCGGUGGAGCAGAGAGCCUCAGGGAGCUACAUCCCCUGUAAGAGCUACAACGUCUCCAGCUUCUGCAUCUUCUUCAGCUUCCAGCAGCAGCUCCUGCCCGCAUUCGCCGCCUUGGCCGGGAAUGACUACGUGAAGCUGCAGAGGACGCAGUCGUCCAUCAGCUGGGCUCAGUUCUCCCCAGCAGGCAGAGGAAGCCACCUGGAGGGGCUGCUCUGCUGGCUGAGAUCCUUCCACCAGCCUCGGGAGGCUUUGGAGGCGGCGCUGGGGCUCAUGGGAGAGCUGACCACGCAGAGAAAGGAGGAGGUGCGGCACGGCUUGUAUCAGGGCAUGGAGGAGUAUCAGCUUCCUCCCAGCUAUCUGAAGAACUUCUUCAUCCAUGGGAUGGCGCCUCCGUUUCCAGCAGGAGAAGAAGUGGCAGGUCUCGUCCCAGACUGGAUCCGGCUGCCGCUGACGCAGGGCCGGCUGACUCCAGACGUCCUGGAUGUGCUGCUGCUGCAGAGGAUGAGCCUGGGCUGCCCCGUGGACCGCGCCGACAUGCCCAGCGCUUACCUGACGUCCAGGCCGCUCCGCCAGGUGAUGUACGGGCUGCUGCUGGGCAGAGGGAGGCCGGUUCAGGUCCAGGAGAGAGACAGAGACGGCCUCGAGCUGAGACUGAUCCCAGUCCAACCUGCCCUCCGCGGAGUCGCCAAGCAGCUGCCACUCGACUCACUGGACAAGGUGGAGCCCUCUCAGCGUCUGCAGGUGUUGCUGAAGUCUCUGGGUGUGACUGAGGCCUCCCUGAGCUGCCUGCCACCUCAGCUGCGCCUCCCGGUGGCCGUCACCUGCUACUGGCUGCAAAGGGCUCAGCCUCCCCUGGCGGAGAGGCUGCUGAGGGCGCUGCUGCUGGGCCUGAGCAACGGAGACGCCCUGAGACGGAGAACAGGUCUGCUGAUUCAAAAUGGCCUCCCUCAACAAAAGCUGAGCGUGGCCGUGUCUCACGCCUUCAACCAAUGGCAGGCCUGCCUGAAGGACAGCAUGCACCUGAACCAGCUGCUGGGCUUCCCCUUACCUGAACCACAGAUCGCCAGGUUGUACGAGGGGACGUUGGUCCACUAUCUGGUCCACAGGAUGAGCUCAGGGGGAAGACUGAAACCCUUUCUGAAGAGCGAUUCCUCAUGUGUGAAGCACUACAGAAUCAUGCUGAGCGUCAUCCACCAGUUUCGCCCUCAGGAGGCGUCGACGCCCUCGGAGGAGCAGGAGAGAGUGGCGGCUCUGCGGCGGCGAAGGCGACGGCAGCCUCUGGACGACUUGACCGUCGACCUGCAGCAGCUGUUCAUCCAAUGCACGGACGACGAGGAAACCGCGGCUGAAGUUCGAUGCACAGUCAGAGCGCUGGAGGACCAGGAUCUGGACGACAUGGUGUCAGUGAGAACACGUUACAAAGCUAAAGAGAGACUCAACCGGUGCAACACCCCAGAGCUGAUCCGCAAAGAGGAGCGCCGGGGCCUCUGAUCUCAGCCGUCCAGCCCAGGGUCCCGCUGAGGGGCACUCGGACGUCACUUCAGUCCUGGUUUAGAAGCACACUGUGGGGCGGCUCACUUCAGCCAGCUCCCUGAUGAGUCCAGCAGGUCGUCUGUUUUAGCUUAAAACCGCGGUCAGAACGCUCAGUUUGUAAGAGAUUUAACUCAACAGCUUUUCUAAUUAAAACGAGCUGCACUUUCAAUGUUUUUUAAAGCUUUAAACUGUUGAAUCGAACUGUGAAUCGAAAGCCUUUGCACUGAAUGAGGUCAGAACGCAGUCUGCUGUAGACGACCUUCUGGUGUGCAUCUGUGUGCCGUGAAAAUCUGAAUAAGAACAAAGUGAACUUCUUGAAAAGUUUUAGAAAAUUUUAAAAUCCAUUUUAUUCUCUCACACACACACACACACACACGUCAUGAAUAAAAGUGAAGAUGCAGUGAGCCGCCGUGCGACUGGCUUGUUCUGUUUUUCUGGUCAAACGUGAUUUUUGUUUUCCAGCUGGAGGAAAGCAGCAGGACGUCACAAAGCUGCCGUGUGAUAAAAGCUCCCACAGAGCUCGACACAUCAGGGGGAUGAUGUAGCCAAAAGUAUGUGGACACUCCCUUCCACUUCCUUUUCAGAGUUUCGGUGUGACUGUGGUUCUUCAGCGUUCAUCAUGUUUAUGAGUCAGGCUCCUUCACCAACUGUUUGGUCAAAUUUCCCACAGCUGAAGGCCAGCUUGUUCCACUCAAAGUUUACUGUGACAAAGUAUUAAAAGGCAUCACAGCUGAGAAGCCAAAAUGAGGGAACGUCUCUUUGUGAAGCUGUCAUUUUUAUGUGAAGCGUGAGGAUUAAUAGUUUACCAGAUUUGUUGCUGUUGAUCAACUUAUGGAUGAACUGAGAAAACAUCAACAGAGUUGUUAUAUUUUCUGCACAUUAAAGAUGCUGAAUCUG